AUGGCUUCUGAGGAGGCAGAGAAGGGCUCUCCAGUCGUGGAGGGAUUGCUGGUCCUGGGCAACAUUAUCAUCCUGCUGGCAGGCCUGGCCCUGUUUGCCGAGACGGUGUGGGUGGCUGCUGACCAGUAUCGUGUGUACCCGAUGCUGGGUGUCUCCGGCAAGGACGAUGUCUUCGCGGGUGCCUGGAUCGCCAUCUUCUGUGGCUUCUCCUUCUUCGUGGUGGGCAGCUUGGGUGUGGGCGCUGCGCUGUGCCACCGCCGCUCCAUGCUGUUGACGUACCUGCUGCUCAUGCUCAUUGUCUACAUCUUUGAGUGCGCUUCCUGCAUCACAUCCUACACCCACCGCGAUUAUAUGGUGUCCAACCCCUCAUUGAUCACCAAGCAGAUGCUGACCUUCUACAGUGCAGACACAGCCCAGGGCCAGGAGCUGACCCGCCUCUGGGAUCGCAUCAUGAUGGAGCAACAGUGCUGUGGCACCUCUGGGCCCAUGGACUGGGUGAACUUCACCUCGGUCUUCCGUGCAGCCACCCCAGAAGUGGUGUUCCCCUGGCCACCGCUGUGCUGUCGCAGAUCAGGCAACUUCCUUCCUCUCAACAAAGAAGGCUGUCGCGUGGGCCACGUGGAUUACCUGUACACUAAGGGCUGCUUCGAGCACAUUGGUCACGCCAUCGACAGCUACACCUGGGGCAUCUCGUGGUUCGGGUUUGCCAUCCUGAUGUGGACGCUGCCUGUGAUGUUGUUGGCCAUGUACCUGUAUACCACCUUGUGAGGAACAAGAUUGGCCGGCUCAGCGCACCCCUCUACAUCCUCUGCUCUGCCCACCCCCAGGCCUGCUGGCCCCCUUGCUUCACUCCUUCCUGGUGCCUUUCCUGCUUUCCAUCAAAGAUCUUGGGAUGGAUUUCUAGGCUUUGCUGGGACUGAAGGUGCCCUUAGCAAGCCC
Messenger RNA from Suncus etruscus (white-toothed pygmy shrew), 939 nucleotides. It is a transcript of the gene UPK1A, whose product is annotated as uroplakin 1A. The transcript has 7 exons. Lineage: Eukaryota; Metazoa; Chordata; Mammalia; Eulipotyphla; Soricidae. The record is from RefSeq and is a predicted model, not a curated record. The coding region runs from base 1 to 768 and encodes 255 amino acids. Gene Ontology annotation, cellular component: membrane.